Molecule: messenger RNA, 963 nt
Organism: Dryobates pubescens (Downy woodpecker)
Lineage: Eukaryota; Metazoa; Chordata; Aves; Piciformes; Picidae
Gene: GUK1
Product: guanylate kinase 1
Exons: 8
Coding region: 231-827 (198 amino acids)
Biological process (GO): purine nucleotide metabolic process
Cellular component (GO): cytosol
Molecular function (GO): GMP kinase activity
Source: RefSeq, a predicted model, not a curated record
CUCCCUCUGGCUUUCCCAGCAGGAGAGCAGGGAGUGGAGGAGAAACCAGGAGAGGAGAUUAAAGAGCAGUGAGUGCUUUUCAUUGGCCAUCUUAAAACUGCAGCUGGGUAAUUAAGGCUUUGGCAGCUCACAAAUAGCCCAGCUUCUGCUCUCUCCCUCCUGUUGAGCCUGGCCCUGCUGUGAGGAGCUGAGUUUUGGACCUUGGCAGGAAGGGAGUGAAAGCAGAAGCCAUGCAGGGACCAAGACCAGUGGUUCUGAGUGGCCCAUCAGGUGCAGGCAAGAGCACUUUGCUGAAGAAGCUGCUCAGGGAUUAUGAGAACAUCUUUGGCUUCAGUGUCUCCCAUACCACAAGGCAGCCAAGACCUGGAGAAGUAAAUGGCAAAGAUUAUCACUUUGUGUCCAGAGAGGAAAUGCAGAAAGAAAUUGCUGCUGGAGAAUUCAUUGAGCAUGCAGAGUUCUCUGGGAACAUGUAUGGGACAAGUAAAGGUGCAGUGCAGGCUGUUCAGGCCCAGAACCAGAUCUGUGUCCUGGACAUUGACAUCCAGGGGGUGAAGAACAUCAAGCAGACAGAGCUGAACCCCAUCUACAUCUCGGUGCAGCCUCCCUCCAUCGCCAUCCUGGAGCAGCGGCUCCGGGACCGCAAGACCGAGACAGAGGAAAGCCUGCAGAGGCGGCUGGCUGCGGCGCGCGUCGACUUGGAGCUCAGUAAAGAGCCUGGCCUGUUUGACUUGGUCAUCAUUAAUGAUGACUUAGAAAAAGCCUAUUCUGAAUUGAAGGAAGUGCUCCUGGAGGAAAUCCAGAAGACCCAGGAGUCCAGGAAGUGCUGAGCUGAGGCUGCUUGGACCUGGUCACUUUGCACAGCAUCCCCACAGCACGUGGCACCCCCUGGUUCCGAGAGACAUUCCCUCUAGCCUGCCCCUCCUCCCACCUCGCUCUAGGACGUUUCUAUUAAAAGGAAAGAAA